Messenger RNA from Struthio camelus australis, 4523 nucleotides. NCBI's taxonomy places the organism in Eukaryota, Metazoa, Chordata, Aves, Struthioniformes, Struthionidae. The record is from RefSeq and is a predicted model, not a curated record.
AGUGUGCAAAUGAAGUGGCAGCAGGAGACCAUCUGAUACCCUUUCUUGGAAGAAGCAAUAACUCAUGAUACACAUCCCACACCCGUCAGAUGAAGAGUCUGAAAUUCCCAGCGCUGCUGCUGCUGUUGUGCAGUUCCUAACUCCGUGGGAUGUUAAUCUAUCUCACUGCUAGCUUGAGUCUGACCCAAUUUUUGUUCUAUUUUCCCUUUUCAGAUUCUGAUUACAGCCGUCUUUUCAGCUUUCUACAAUUAAAAUACUGGCAUUAGAAAAGCAGAACUUGGUGGGCAGAUUUGGUGCUGGCUUCCCUUUUGUAGCAGAGUAGAAGAGCAAAGAAAGUUUUCUACAUUUUAUUCCAUUUGCAUCUGGUAGCGGCUGCGCGAGUACAAGCAUAGGAGGUUUGACCUUGGUACCUUUUACAGUCCAGUCUUUCACCUUCUGAUUUGUUUUUCAGUGUAUGCAAUGAAAGACUCUGCAGUUGAGCUAUAACUUGAUAUUGCGCUGCCACAUGAUAGCCGUCUCCUCAAAGGUGCUGAGCCCCCCCCGUUCUGGAUGUCCCCCGAGUUAGCUGAAGGAGAACAGCCUGUGGUCUUCUGUAUUAUCCAGUAGUUUUUAAAGGGACAUCAGGUAGAUUGAAUGUGGUCCUUCAAAGGGGCCAGCAGCAAGUGGAUGAGCUCCUGCUAUAAAAAUCAUCCUGAGGACUUCUCAAACUCUCCACCCCCGCUUUUCCAAACGUUCUCCUUGCCACAGUAAGCACUGGCUUUUCUCACCCCCACCCCUGGUUACUAGGAUGCCUAAAAUGCAGUGUCCCUCCUCUGACUAAAUUCCUUCAUCGUCUUUGCAUUUUCUUGGACUGCUGGACCAGAAGGCGAUAAGAGCAGAACUAAAGGGAUGCCAUUCAGCUACGGGAACUACCUGUCAAUAGAUUCAGAAUGUAUUUUGUAUGUUAGACUAAAAUUCAGGUGUCCCAUUAAUGUCAGUGACAAAACAAAAAUUGUUUAUUUUACUGGGAGCAAGACCAUACCAUGAAUCAGCUAGAGCCUUACAGCAAUGCUGUUUGAAAUGAAACAGAGAGUAGAGCUCCUACGUUUGCUGUGCAGAAUCCCACACUGGCCCUUUGAGGCUGAUAUCCCUCUUUUGACCUUGAGCACUCUCUGAAGCAGCAUCUUUCACCUGCAAAUGUUAGUAUCGUAAUUUCUGUACAGGAGCACACAGAAGUCCCUUCUUCAUCAAGGCAGUGGCUGGUUUGUGCCCUGAAGCAUGAGACUUGAUUGCUGUCUCUUAACACUUGUAAGCACUGGUAAGCACAAAAGCUAAUGGUCACACUUGCAGAAUAAACUAAUUAAGGGCAAAACGCUGAAGUCCGUCAGUUUCUACUCAGACUUGCGUUCAGUGAGAGUUGCACCUUGAGCAAGGACUAAGUAAAACCAGUGCCUGCUCCACGCAUUAGACUCUUAGGUCACUUGCGCUAGCCCAGGAAAGUGCCAGCCAAAGGACUUUGGUGCCAGUGAAACUCCAAGCUAGCACGGCUGCAUCAUUAAAACAAUUGCAAGUUCCGCUCGCAAGCGCGGCUGAAAAUACAUUACCUGUAGAGCAGGCCACACUUAAAGAGCUUCAGAACUUCUGAGCUAGCAAUGAGGAUAAUGCCAGAGAAAAACAGCACGAUGCAAAAAAUUAACUGUGCAGUCAAAGGCUGAGAAUUGUGAAAUUAGGUAGGUAAGUUACAAUAUACCAUCAAAUGCAUUUCUGUUAGAGGAGAAGACAUCUGCUGGUGAUUACUGCAGUGUCCCUGUUGCCAGAGUGAAGGUGACCACAGACUGAUAUUCGCCCACUUUGAGAGGAACAAGCUUGACACGGUUCUGGUUCUGAUACACACCAGGAAUCAACAGUAAAAAGACUCCAUGCUCUAGAGGUGAAAAUUGUAUCAAAUCCUUGGAAUAGGCAGAAGGAAAUUUUCCCUCCUUGCUGUUUAAGGGAUUUUUUUGUUUUGUAGGUAAGUCUUCAGCUGAUGCUUUUGGUCUUGUUUCUAUUUGUUUAAAAGUGCGUUAGCAGUAAAUCAAGGUGCAUUUCCCCUGUAGGGUUUCCUGUAUGUCAAAGCCAUGUUAAUUCUCUUUGAUUUUCUUCCCUUAGCCUCAGCCAUUGCUGCAGAUCCUUCCUCUCUUUGUCCCUUUGGACAUCAAAGGAUUGUGAGGGGACAGCCCUAGAGAGAGGCUCCUCCCUGCUCAUUAGCCUCCAUAAAACAGGACCUCACCUUGGCUAGCUGUGCUUGGAGUCCCAUCCUCAUCCCACGCACUCUUGACACUGGAUCUCAGAAAGAAAGGCUUUUGCUUGCUUCGGGAACUCAGACCUGCUUUUGAACUGGACUAUUUUGGCUCCCCUUGUGAGGAUUCUGGUGGCUCUCGCAGCUGUGCAACUUCCUAGACUUCACAGUACAUGGAACAAUGCAAGCUUUGCCAGACGUGAAAGUGCCGUGUGAUGCACUUCCUUCCCCCAGCCUGGAGCCCUACCCGCAGAGCUCCAUCGUGGUCACCCUCGAGGACAUGGGUCUCUGGAUGAAGUUUCAUCAGAUAGGAACUGAGAUGAUCAUCACCAAAUCCGGCAGACGAAUGUUUCCACAAUGCAAAAUCAAAGUCUCUGGCUUAAUCCCAUAUGCCAAGUAUCUCAUGCUGGUAGAUUUUGUGCCAAUGGACAACUUCAGGUACAAGUGGAAUAAAGAUCAAUGGGAAGUUGCUGGAAAAGCAGAGCCCCAGCUCCCUUGUCGCACCUACGUCCACCCAGAUUCCCCAGCUCCUGGCAGCCAUUGGAUGAAAGAACCUGUCUCCUUCCAAAAGCUGAAGCUCACCAACAACACUCUGGACCAACAUGGGCAUAUCAUCCUCCACUCCAUGCACCGUUACAAGCCUCGCUUCCACAUUGUGCAGGCAGAUGACCUCUUCAGCGUCCGCUGGAGCAUCUUCCAAGUCUUCAGCUUCCCGGAGACUGUCUUCACGUCUGUCACUGCUUACCAGAACGAGAAGAUCACAAAACUGAAGAUUGACAACAAUCCAUUUGCUAAAGGCUUCCGGGAGCAUGGAAAGAACACCCGAAGGGAAGGACGAGCCAAGUGCCAGAAACCCAGUCCAGCCAAAAGCCAGAAGAGGAAGCUGCCUGAGGAAAAGGAGUCCGGUGCUGAGGAACGUGGUGAUAUUGACUUUGGGAAAGAUGAGAAUGUGGAUGUCAAGGAAGAGAGUAACCCCGUCGUGGUCAGCAGCGGAUACCCCUUCUGGGUGGCGGAGCAGAGCGGCAGCCAUGCCUUUCCCGCAGCAUCGCCCGCGCCGGCCGACCAGCGGGAGGGUCCGGCCAGAGAGCAGCAGGUGCCUACGCCGUCCUACCAGGCAUACCGCUUCCACGAAGCCGGGGACGGCCAGCAGCUGCCCGCCCGUGACGCUGCUGCGCUGAAUGACUUCCGGACAAGGUGCCAUCCCUUGGAUCUUGCCACAGUGCCUGAGCACGACUCCAAACAGCCCUCGGAGGGCUUCACCAACCUGCCUCCGCUCCCCCCGCCUCUGCCGCCUCCCCAGGACUAUGCCGGCGUGGUAAACAUGGCUAUAGACUCUGUCGGGAAAGCUGGGGCCCGAGCGCCCAUGUACAGCCCAUACGGCGCCGAGCAAGGCCUCGGCCAGUGGAUGGGGGCUUCCCACAGCCAGGACCGGGCAAUGAGCUACUCUGCCUUCUCCACGGAUUAUAACGCGCAAGGGGCUUCGGGACAUGCCCACGGGACCAUGGCAGAGUGGAGCCAGUACCCACUAUUCCCAUAUGCCUGCUGGUGAACUGAGAAAACCCUUCCCAGUGAAAGGACUGAAAGAAAAUUGUAAAUGAGAUCAAAUUUGCUCCAGAGUGUUAUCUUGAAGCCUUGUCUACACUAGGUGAAGAGGCAUUGCAGCAAACGGUAGCGCGGGACACCUCCACUUCCUUGUCUCCUUGCCCAACAGCCCUCUCUGGUGUUUCACAAGCAGUGGCUGAGCUGGUGGCUGCACCAGCUACAUCAGUGCAGGCCCAGCUGAAUCAACGUGUUCUGCAGUGCUUUCUUUCCAGCGGGAGUCGGAAACCACAAGAAUUGCGAGAGCAGUAGUUAAAGAGGGGCUGAACUCUCAGUCCCAGGGUGUGUUUCCGUCUUGCAUUUGGGAGUUUCCAAAACCCUUUCUUCCUAGGAUAUGCAGGCAAGGAGAUGGGGGCUGACAGCGAGCCUUCCAGGUGGCCGUACCAACUGUUUGGACAUGAAGCUGUAGAGAAAUCAUUGUGUGGACAAGCAAAGCAAGCAAUCCCGGUGUUCCCUUGAGCAGCCUCCUCACUUAAUGUAGUCAAAGUAAAGCUAGUCUUGCCUUUCUUCCAGCGGCACGUGACAGUGAAGGAUGCAGCAGUGCGCAUGUCACGUGUUUCUGGAGCGCUGCUGUGGGUCACGCUGGCAGGGAAGAGUUGGUCCCAAGCAGGAGAGGCAGCAAGGCUCUGUGCCGUGUCUGUGUGUCCCUCAUGCCCGUCCCUCUUCU